Molecule: messenger RNA, 1869 nt
Organism: Lolium perenne
Lineage: Eukaryota; Viridiplantae; Streptophyta; Magnoliopsida; Poales; Poaceae
Product: silicon efflux transporter LSI2
Biological process (GO): transmembrane transport
Cellular component (GO): membrane
Source: RefSeq, a predicted model, not a curated record
CGGCAGCACGAAGCUCACUCACUAGUCACUAGUCACUACCCAGCAGCCGAUCGAUCGCGCUAGGUGUCUCACACUCUCGCUAACAAGAGAGUCUAGCUAGAGAUUACCUAGAUAAUUACCAGGAGCUCGAUCCAGCGAUCAGCCAUGGCGCUCGCGUCUCUCCCCAAGGUGAUCCUCGGCUCGCUGGCCUUCGCUGUGUUCUGGAUGAUGGCGGUGUUCCCGUCCGUCCCGUUCCUGCCCAUCGGCCGCACCGCGGGGUCCCUACUUUCCGCCGUGCUCAUGAUCGUCUUCCACGUCAUCUCCCCAGACGACGCCUACGCCUCCAUCGACCUCCCCAUCCUCGGCCUCCUCUUCUCCACCAUGGUCGUCGGCGGCUACCUCAAGAACGCCGGCAUGUUCAAGCACCUCGGCACCCUGCUGGCGUGGAAGAGCCAGGGCGGCCGCGACCUGCUCAGCCGCGUCUGCGUCGUCACGGCCCUCGCUUCGGCGCUCUUCACAAACGACACCUGCUGCGUCGUGCUCACCGAGUUCGUCCUCGAGCUCGCCGCUGAGCGCAACCUCCCGGCCAAGCCUUUCCUCCUGGCCCUCGCCUCCAGCGCCAACAUCGGCUCCAGCGCCACCCCCAUCGGCAACCCGCAGAACCUCGUCAUCGCGUUCAACAGCAAGAUCUCCUUCCCGAGGUUCCUGCUCGGCAUCCUGCCGGCCAUGCUCGCCGGUAUGGCCGUCAACAUGGUCAUGCUCCUCUGCAUGUACUGGAAGGACCUCGAGGGCGUGUCCCCCGACGCUGUCGACGCCGGCAAGCAGAUGCACGCCGUCGAGGAAGGCCGGUCACCCUCAAUCGCGUCCCUCAAGAGCCCGCUCAAGAGCCCGCACACUCUCAACCCUCUCAACGGCAGCGCCAUCAACGACGAUGGUGAGUCGAUGAUGGAGGAGAACCUCUCGACGAAGCACCCGUGGUUCAUGCAGUGCACGGAGCACCACCGGAAGCUCUUCCUCAAGAGCUUCGCCUACAUCGUCACCGUCGGCAUGGUGGUCGCCUACAUGGUCGGGCUCAACAUGUCGUGGACCGCCAUCACCACUGCCAUCGCGCUCGUCGUCGUCGACUUCCGGGACGCCGAGCCGUGCCUCGUCAAGGUGUCCUACUCGCUGCUCGUCUUCUUCUCCGGGAUGUUCAUCACGGUCAGCGGGUUCAACAAGACCGGCCUGCCCAGCGCCAUCUGGAACUUCAUGGCGCCCUACUCCAAGGUCAACAGCGCCGGCGGCAUCUCCGUCCUCUCCAUCAUCAUCCUCCUCCUCUCCAACCUCGCCUCCAACGUACCAACAGUGCUUCUGAUGGGGAACGAGGUGGCUACCGCGGCGGCGUUGAUCUCCCCGGCAGCAGUGACUCGGUCAUGGCUACUGCUGGCGUGGGUGAGCACGGUGGCGGGGAACCUGUCGCUGCUAGGGUCGGCGGCGAACCUGAUCGUGUGCGAGCAGGCGCGCCGUGCCCCACGCAACGCCUAUGAGCUCACUUUCUGGAACCACCUCAUCUUCGGCGUCCCCUCCACCCUCAUCGUCACCGCCGUAGGCAUCCCCCUCAUCGGAAAGAUGUAGACCUUACCGCCGCCCGUUGUGGCCGAUCCAGCUAUAUAUGCGCAAUACUUUCAUUACACCUGCCGUCCUGCCCGUAUGUACGUACACACAUACCCACCGUAUAUAUGGACACUUGUACGUUUGUAUAGGUGUUAGCUUCUGUUUGGUAUGUGUAAGUUUGCUGUGUACGUAUGUAACGACCGACCGAAGAUUAGAGAGAAGAAUCAAGGGAUGAAGAUCCAUAUAUACCACGGUGUGCUAAUUAAUUGAGCAGUGCACCGAGAUGAUUGGUCUGCA